Messenger RNA from Penicillium angulare, 594 nucleotides. RefSeq lists its product as uncharacterized. NCBI's taxonomy places the organism in Eukaryota, Fungi, Ascomycota, Eurotiomycetes, Eurotiales, Aspergillaceae. Bases 1 to 594 code for a protein of 197 amino acids. The record is from RefSeq and is a predicted model, not a curated record. The transcript has 2 exons.
AUGAAGCUCAUUCUUAUCCUUUCCGCAAUUUGCUCCCUCAGCACCAUAGGUGUCACCGGAACCCCCAUCUUCCAACUUGAAGGAGAAUCAAUCUGCAAUGCCCUCGCCAACUUAGCAGCUGAUUUAAACAACACAGCCACAUACUUUCACCACAUCACCCCCGCAGGCUCGAAUAGCCCUAGCACAUCUCACAACUUGCACUUAGAUAUCUCUUCAAGCCCAUUAACCAAGCAGUUAAUACUAGGCUUGAAAGAUAUGCAAACAAUUUUCGAGGAUAUCAUAGCCACGCUAAACAUGUUCAAUUCCAAGUCGCCGUCAGAGGCAUACAGAUUGAUUCAACCGCUCUUCUCUGUUAUUCGACGAGAAUUACAGGUUCGAAUCACUAUACUUGAGAACAAGGUUGCUACUGGACAGGCGGAUGAGCAUGAGAGUCGAUUUUUGAUUGAUUCGCUUUCAACGGCUUUGGAUAAUGUGAUUGAAAGAUUAAAUCAUAGUAAUUGGAGGAAGACUUGUGAAUCUCAAUCUCAAGGUAGUGAGCCUGUUAAGAGUGAUGUGGCUGCUAGUUACUUUUCUGGGACUUCCUUUUCUGGCUAA